This is a messenger RNA of Mus pahari (shrew mouse), 546 nucleotides long. RefSeq names its product interleukin 36 beta (gene Il36b). The coding region runs from base 1 to 546 and encodes 181 amino acids. Gene Ontology annotation, molecular function: cytokine activity. Gene Ontology annotation, biological process: cellular response to lipopolysaccharide; cytokine-mediated signaling pathway; positive regulation of T cell differentiation. The record is from RefSeq and is a predicted model, not a curated record. The transcript is spliced from 4 exons. NCBI's taxonomy places the organism in Eukaryota, Metazoa, Chordata, Mammalia, Rodentia, Muridae.
AUGGCUUUCCCUCCACAAUCUCGUGUACAUGUGAUUCCUCCAAAGAGGAGUGACAUGUUGGAUUUGAAACAUACUGCGCAUGGAUCUGCGCAUUCUCCCAGCACCUACAGGGUUCAUGACUCGCAACAGAGGGUGUGGGUCCUGACUGGAAAUUCUUUAACAGCGGUUCCUGCUAGCAACAAUGUCAAGCCUGUCAUUCUUAGCGUGAUAGCAUGUAGAGACACUGAAUUCCAAGACGAAGAGAAAGGUAAUCUUGUUUUCCUGGGAAUCAAGAACAGAAAUCUCUGCUUCUUCUGUGCUGAGAUCGAGGGCAAACCAACUUUGCAGCUUAAGGAAGUAGACAUCAUGAAUUUGUACAAAGAGGGAAAAGCACAAAAGGCCUUUCUGUUCUACCAUGGCAUAGAGGGCUCCACUUCUGUCUUUCAGUCAGUCUUCUAUCCUGGCUGGUUUAUAGCCACAUCUCCCAUAGGAAGACAGACAAUCAUCCUCACACAUCAGAGGGGUAAAUCUGAUAACACUAACUUCUACAUAGAGUCUGAGAAUUAA